This is a messenger RNA of Girardinichthys multiradiatus, 7518 nucleotides long. RefSeq names its product thrombospondin type-1 domain-containing protein 7A (gene thsd7ab). Gene Ontology annotation, cellular component: plasma membrane. The transcript is spliced from 28 exons. Lineage: Eukaryota; Metazoa; Chordata; Actinopteri; Cyprinodontiformes; Goodeidae. The coding region runs from base 814 to 5838 and encodes 1674 amino acids. Gene Ontology annotation, biological process: actin cytoskeleton organization. The record is from RefSeq and is a predicted model, not a curated record.
GUUGCCUCUCUGAUCCCUGGAGCAUUGCUCUGCAGGAGCUCCUCCGACCAGUGCGAGCCCUGCUGGUCUCCAGUCAUCCUCUCAAAACUGCACAUGGGAAGACGAGUGGUAGCAGAAGAGUGGGAGUAUCCAUCCUGCAUGCAGUGGACAGCAAGGGAAAAGACAGAGGAGAUGGAAAAACUAAGAAGUGUGAGCAUGUUUGAAGUGCAGAAUACAAAAACAAUGGGAAAUUGAAAAAAGCGAUAAAACAAGAUGAGAGGGGGAGAAAAAAAAUCUGAAAAAAAACUGGAAUUGGAAAUGUAGGGUGGCACAGGGAAUAAGUGAGCGAAUGGGAGAGGAAGAGAGAGAGUAAGAGGGAAGGGAGGGAGGCGAACAACACUGCAGACACUCAUCCACUGUCACUGCUCCGCAGCCAGAGGACAGCGGCAGUGCCGGCAUCAGUGAUAGCGGAUACGAUGGAGGAGGACGGCUGCACCAUCCGUCUGCAGUUCAGCCCCCAUAACUGACUACUUCCCUCUGGAAACAUCCUGUCAAGUUGGGAACAAAACAAGCAAAAAGGGAGGAAACUACCGUCUCUGUCCUUCACAAGAUCACAAGUUCUGGAGCUCAACUAACGCAAGACCAUCGUUCACACCCUUCACAAUAAUUUCUCCUGUUGUACACACCCACACUCCUCAUCACACCCUCUCCUUCAAACUGAAGCCCGCUGCACUUUUCGUUGCCUUUUGGACUUGUGUGUUUUGGUUGUUUCAUUAUUGCUGCUUUUGCUGACCUUUCGAGCUGAGUGGAUUUACUUUUCUCCUGUGGUGGACCAUGGGACAGGGGUGGCAGGGCACAGGAGGGACUCCCAGGAAACGGACACGGGGGAGCUGGUACCUUUUGGUGACACUGCUGCUCUGUGGCUUCUGGAAGGCUCACUCGCAGACAGACGAUGGGAAGUCUCUCUACUUCUGGGAAACAGGUCCGUGGGGGAGAUGCAUGGGCAGCGACUGCGGGCCGGGUGGAAGCCAAAGCCGGGCGGUCUGGUGUGCCCACGUGGACGGCUGGACGACACUUCACACCAACUGUGACCAGGGCCAGCGGCCCUCCAACCAGAGGAACUGUUUCCGCGUGUGUGACUGGCACAAGGACCUGUAUGACUGGAAACUUGGUGCCUGGAAUGAGUGUGUGCCAGUGUCUGCAAGGACGUUUGGGGCCCCAAGGCAGUUCACAUGCAGUGGAGGCGAAGAGGGCAUUCAGAUCCGGGAGGUGGGCUGCAUACUCAAGUCCGACGGGUCUCCUGCAGAGGAUGCCAUCUGUGAGUACUUUGAGCCCAAGCCACGCCUGGAGCAGGCGUGUUUGAUCCCUUGCCCUCAGGAUUGUGUUGUAUCCGAGUAUUCGCCAUGGACCUCCUGCUCCAAAACAUGCGGAACAGGCCUCAGGAACAGAAUACGUAGUGUCCUGGUUCCUCCACUUUUUGGAGGAGCAGGUUGUCCUAAUCUCACUGAAUUCCAGUCCUGUAAACCAGGACCUUGCACGGGUCCUGAAGGCCUGUACAGCCUUAGAGUUGGACCAUGGAGCACAUGUGCCCUGCCACAGACCCGGACUGCACGGCAAGCAAAACGCAGGAAGGGCAAAGGCCAAGGGCUCAGAGAGCGAGGAGGAGUAAAAGAUCCUGAAACCAGGGAGCUGAUUCAAAAGAAACGGUCCAGGAACCGCCUUAACCGACAAGAGAGUCCAUUCUGGGACAUUCAGGUGGGCUACCAGACCAGGGAAGUGACCUGCAUACACAGAAAUGGGAGCAGAGUGGUUCGCAACUUGUGCAUACCACGGGAACUGCCACUGACCAUCCAGUCCUGCGUUCUCCCCAAAGACUGCCAGGUAACUGAAUGGACCAACUGGAGUUCAUGCUCCAAGACCUGUGUGGAUCCUGAAUCUCCAAGAGGAAAUCGCACUCGAAGAAGACAGGUGCUCCAGUUCCCUGUUGGUGAGGACGUUGAGUGCCCAUUGCUGGAGGAGACAGAGUACUGUGAGCCUCAGGGUGGAAGUGUUCCUCCCUGCGCCAGUUACACAUGGAGAACCACUGAGUGGAGCGACUGUCGGGUUGACUUACUGCUGAGCCAACAAGACCGACGACGCAGCAACAUGACGGGGCUUUGUGGAGGUGGCCUGCAGACGAGGGAAGUUUAUUGCGUCCAGGCAAAUGCAGAGCUUCUGAAAUACCUCAACAACCUCAAAGAAAAAGACAAAGCGGGUCAGACCCAAAGACAGCAGAAGCCUAGUGUCCCCCCUCUCCUCUCCAUCACCUUCCAGAUAACAGCCUCCCGUCCUGUGGAAAACAAGCUGUGCACGGGUCCGAUCCCAAACAGAUCCCAGUUCUGCGAAAUCCCCUGCCCCGUCGACUGUGAGGUGUCACCGUGGGGUGCCUGGGGUCCAUGCAUCUUUGAAAACUGUGAUGAUCAGACUGGAAAGAAAGGUUUCAAACUGAGGAAACGACAGAUUACCAAUGAACCAACCGGGGGCCCAGGAAGCUGCCCUCACCAAGUGGAAGCCAUGCCAUGUGAUGAACCCAGUUGUUACAAGUGGCAGCUGGUCAGCCUGGAUAGGUGUAUUCCUGAUGAUGGGAAGCAGUGCGGCCCAGGAACUCAGCUGCCACUAGUGCAGUGCAUCAACAGCAAUGGAGACAUUGUGGAUAGAAGUUUCUGCUCGUCUUUAGCAGCUUUGGAGCCCAUCCCCUGUGAGGUGCCUUGCGCAAGAGACUGUGUGCUCAGCGACUGGACGCCCUGGUCGACCUGCUCUCAGACAUGUUCCAGUAAGACUGUGGAGGGCAAGCAAAUGAGGACCCGCUCCAUUCUGGCAUACAACGCCGGGGAAGGUGGUUCCCUGUGUCCAAACAGCAGUGCACUUCAGGAGGUGCGGAACUGUAACGAACAUGCCUGCAUCGUUUAUCACUGGCAGACGGGGCCCUGGGGGCCAUGCACAGAAGACCCCUCCACAGCAUCUCUGAACACCUCAGCAGGGAUACGUCCCACUGGAGAUAGUCAGGGUCUGUGCUCCAUGGGAGUGCAGACUCGCAAGGUCAUGUGCGUCCGGGUCAACGUCGGACAGGUACCACCCAAAAAGUGUCCAGAAGGCCCUCGCCCAAGCACGAUGCGACCGUGUCAGCUGCCCUGCAAGAAAGACUGUAUUGUGACUCCUUUCUGUGACUGGACUGAAUGUUCGGUUACCUGUGAUGCAGGUGGUGACAUUGUGAAGAGAAAGCAAUCAAGGAGACGUCUUGUCAUCCAAAUGCCUUCUAAUGGAGGACAGGAGUGCCCGGUUGUUCUUGAAGAGGAGAGGGACUGUGAUGUCCCCAAAGUCUGUCCUGGUUUCAGGUGGAAAACUCACAAAUGGAGGAAGUGCCAACUGGUCCCAUGGUUUCUGAGAAAGGACACACUCGGUGCUCAAGAGAUGUGUGGACCAGGACUUCAGACCCGAGCUGUGUCUUGCCGCCAGCUGGACGGGACACAGGCCGACAUCAGCGAGUGCUUGAAGUCCGCCAAGGCCAUGCCCGCCAUCACUCAGCGCUGUCAGCUCCCCUGCCAGGAUGACUGCCAGUUAACCAACUGGUCCAAGUUCUCGUCCUGCACAGCUGACUGUGUGGGGGUCCGCACCAGAAAGAGGGCAUUGAUAGGGAGAAGCAAAAAGAAGGACAAGUGCAAAAACACACAAAUGUACCCUCUAAGUGAGACGCAGUACUGUCCCUGUGAUAAGUACAAUGCCCAGCCGGUGGGGAAGUGGUCUGAUUGCAUCCUGCCAGAGGGAGGGAGGGCAGAGAGCACCGCAGGGAUGAAGGUCCAGGGAGACAUCAAGGAGUGUGGACAGGGUUACCGCUAUCAGGCAAUGGUGUGCUACGACCAAGACAACCGGCUGGUGGAAACCUCGCGCUGCAACAGUCACGGUUAUAUCGAAGAGGCGUGCAUCAUUCCCUGCCCAUCAGACUGUAAGCUCAGUGAGUGGUCCAACUGGUCCCGGUGCAGCAAGUCCUGUGGAAGUGGAGUGAAAGUUCGCUCCAAGUGGCUUCGAGAGAAACCGUACAACGGAGGCCGGCCAUGUCCAAAACUGGACCACAUCAACCAGGCUCAGGUGUAUGAGGUGGUGCCUUGUCAGAGCGACUGCAAUCAGUACGUAUGGGUCGCCGAGCCAUGGAGUGUGUGGAAAGUCAGCAAUGUGGAUCUAAAGGAGAACUGUGGAGAGGGUGUGCAGACCAGAAAAGUCAGGUGCAUGCUUAACACUGUGGAUGGUCCAUCUGAGGCUGUGGAGGAUUACCUGUGUGACCCAGAGGAGAUGCCCCUAGGGGCCAGGGAGAGCCGGCUGCCGUGCCCAGAUGACUGUGUCCUCAACGACUGGGGCCCCUGGAGCCGCUGUAGCAUGCCCUGCACCAGAAACAACAGCCGAGUGCGGGCAGCAUACACCCUCCGAUACCCCGGCGUUGGCAGGCAGUGCCCAGACAUGUCUGACAAAGAGUCAUGCAGUCUGAACCUCAACUGCUUCAACUACUUCUACAACAUCACAGACUGGAGCACUUGUCAGCUGAGCCCGAACGCUGUUUGUGGAAGCGGUAUCAAAACCCGGAUGCUCGACUGCGUUCGCAGUGAUGGCAAAUCUGUAGAUAUUAAAUUCUGCGAGGAGCUGAGUUUGGAGAAGAACUGGCAGAUGAACAUCUCCUGUACAGUUGAGUGUCCUGUCAACUGCCAGCUGUCGGAGUGGUCGACGUGGUCUGAGUGUUCGCAAACCUGUGGACUAGAAGGUAAGAUGCGAAGGCAGCGCUCUGUGGUUCAAGCCUCAAAGGGCGACGGCCGGCCGUGUCCUUCACAGAUGGAACAGUGGAAGCCCUGCCCUGUCCGACCCUGCUACAGAUGGCAGUACAGCCCCUGGUCUGAGUGUCGGGUUGAGAGUGUGGUGUGUGGACACGGCACACGCUACAGGAACCUGUCCUGCUUUGUGUCAGACGGGUCCAGCGACGGCGAGAGCAGCAUGGUGGACGAGGAGCUGUGCAACACCCUGGAGUUGGCCAUCAAUGGAGACAGGAAAAUCAUACUGAAAGAAGCCUGCACCCUCCCAUGUCCAGGUGAAUGCUACCUAAUGGAGUGGUCUGACUGGAGUUCAUGUGUCAACAUCUGUGUGAAAGGAGCCGGUGUAGACUUUGGUUCCAUUCAGGCCCGUUCACGAGCCGUAUUGGCCCAGGAGCCUGAAAACCUGCAGCUAUGUCCAGAUCAGGCAUGGGAGUCGCAACCUUGCACAGGAGGCGAUUGUUACGAGUACAAGUGGUUCAGCAGCAGCCGUCCAAACUCCAACCCUCCAGUUAUCUGGUGUCAACGCUCAGACGGACUCAACGUCACCGGUGGUUGUCCUGCAAUUAAUCCUCCAGUGGACAACAGCUCCUGUGACCCUACCUGUCUCAUGCCGAAGUCUUUCUGCAGCGAGGCCGGGACAUGCAUGUGUGAGGAGGGUUUCACAGAGGUCCUGUCACCUGCGGGACAGCUGGACCAGUGUGCCCCCAUCCCAGUCCUGGAGAUUCCCACUGCAGGUGACAAGAAAGGGGAUGUAAAGACCAGUCGUGCCAUUAACCCCACCCUGCCCAGCACCAUCCAGCCGGGACGCACUGGGCGGACCUGGUACCUCCAACCCUACGGACCAGAUGGGAAGCUGAAGAUGUGGGUGUACGGUGUAGCAGCGGGAGCCUUUGUGCUCCUCAUUUUCAUAGUGUCUAUGAUAUACCUAGCUUGCAAAAAGCCAAAAAGACCUCAGAGACAGAGGCAGCAGAACAACCGGCUAAAACCUCUAACACUCGCCUACGACGGGGACACAGACAUGUAGAGCUCCUUCACCUGUCACAGAGACCCCUUCAUUGCGCCAUGACAGUGAGGGACAUGAAUGUUUGCAGCGUGAAUGGAGACACCAGAGAGAAGAAAUCCUCUUAGCAAAGACACUGUUGGGUUAACCAUUUUAAAUCGAGCUUCAUUGACUUGUUUUUAUUUUCCUUAACCAGAACCUUCAUGACCUCCAGAUUGUUAAAUAAAAUGCCGUUUUUUUCCCCCUGAUGUGUCCCUUAUUAUUGAGAUUCAGGAAAGGCUGAGGUGCAGAAGAGUCUCUUAUCUCUCCUGGUUUGUCUACACAUGGCAGCACAAGCUCCAACUCUUUCACCCCCGCACUUUUCUGCUUGUCCCUGAAAACACUGAGUAGCUGGAGGCUUUGGACGCUCUGACGGUUUGUAUGUUGCCAAAAAAAGUAACCGCAGGGGAGAGGAAAAUCUCCAUCAAAAGGUUUGGAUUCCUUUUCCCCUCAAUCCUCAGCUGGGUUUUGACUCAAAUCUUAAACAAAAGGGAGGCAUUUCUUCUCCUUUAUUUCUGCUUGAUUCAGAGGCACACAGGCCUGUGUUUGUGGGAUAAACUGAUCCGUGUACUGCUGAUUGAGCAGCAGCCUGCAAUCCCUCACUGGCGGACACCGCUGCCUGCCGGCCUCCACCCUUGCUUUGUUUCAGGCGCUACAUUGCACUAUAUUAGUGCAGCAUGAUAUGCACAUGUGACUUCUACCUUCUAUUGCCAUAAAACACUGCCUCUUUCACAAACAGAACCACCCAGCAGAGGAAGGUCGAUUGCAACGAGGGAAAUGGCCGCAACACGAGAACUCUGUCACACUCAAGGAAAACGGGUGUGAUCCACGAGUAAAUAUCUGUAUAGAUUUAAUUUUCUUGCAGCAGAGUUUUUGGUUGUAGUAAAGUACAUUUUUGUGGUUUGUAGAUUUCGUCUGGUGUUAUCACUUCAUUUUUGCCCAGAUGCAAGUCCGAAAUCAGCUGGUGGAUUGCUUUUUGAUAAAUCACCCGUUCUACAAUAAAUUUUCUUACCGUUUACCUGAACUAAAACACAUCCUGGAGAGACUGAACUUGUUCAGCAACUAUAAAAGAGAGAAACUGAAGCCAUUCAUGUCAUCCAAACAUCAUUCUGCCUUACUGGUAAUAAAAGAACUGCUCUUAAUAUUUGAUUGGACAAAUAUUAUCCACUACAAUACAAGUAGACAAAAAAGGCUAAUCAUCUAGGCAAACCAGUUUAUAUAACUUUCUCAUGUAGUAACAAUAUUAUAGAUGCUCUAAUGUUCCAGUCUCAAUACAUGGAGAUGAAAUAUAUAAAAAAAACUGUAAAAAUGAAUUAUACAAAAUGUUAAUAAGAAUAUGCCUCUGAGUUAAGUGUAAAAACUAACUGGUGUGAAGAAUGUUUACUUUUUUCGUGAAAUUUGUAAAUAAUGACUUUUUUAUUUUUUGGAGAAAAAAAAUUAAGAGUAUGUGUAAAUUUAUUUUGUAUUGCACAGAAAAUGUUAGUUUGAAUAUUGCAAAGUGGGUGUAUGAUAUUGCUGAUUGUUGUAUGUUGUGACUAAGAAGAUAAAAAAUUCAAACAGAGGGGGAAGAAAAAAGAAAAGACAACGAAUUGGUUGUUUUGUACAGGUUGUUCAUACAUGGAAAGAAUUACUGAAAAUAAAUGCGGACACGGUUGUAAACACAAA